UUCAUCUCUGCAGGGCCAACUAACAUUACAACCCCAGCACAGAGAGGCAGCACUCAGAGACUUUUGGAGAAAGUUUUCUCCUUGCUUGAUGGUUUUAUUAGUCACACAUCCCACCAGCCAUCAUGUCAGGGAAGUUAGAUGGGAAAAAGAAGUGGGCGGCGGUCAGGGAUCGCCUGGGCUCGUCGCAGGACUCCGACCCCCAACAGGAGGCCAACCUGGAGAGCGCCGACCCAGAGCUGUGCAUCCGGCUGCUACAAGUUCCCACUGUGGUCAACUACUCGGGGCUGAAGCGUCGCCUGGAGGGCAGCGACCAGACAUGGAUGCUCCAGUUCUUGGAGCUCAGCGGACUGGAUCUGCUCCUGGAAGCCCUGGACCGGCUCUCGGGGCGCGGAUGCUCUCGCAUCGCCGACGCCCUGCUGCAGCUCACCUGUGUCAACUGCGUGCGGGCGGUCAUGAACUCCUCUACAGGGAUCCACUUCAUUAUAGACAAUGAGGGAUACAUUCGGAAGCUGUCACAAGCCCUGGAUACCUCCAACACCAUGGUGAAGAAGCAGGUGUUUGAGCUCCUCGCAGCCCUCAGCAUGUUCUCUGCAGACGGACACCGCCUGGCUCUGGAUGCCCUGGACCAUUACAAGGCCGUGAAGACGCAGCAGUAUCGCUUCAGUGUGUUCAUGAAUGAGCUGCAGGCGACAGAUAACGUCCCCUACAUGUUCACACUCCUCAGUGUCAUCAACGCCAUCAUCUUCGGCACAGACGACCUCAGGCAGAGGGAUAAGAUGAGAAAGGAGUUUAUCGGGCUUCAGCUACUCGAUAUCCUGCCGAAGUUAAGGGAGCAGGAGGAUGAAGACUUGAUGAUUCAAUGUGAGGCUUUUGAAGAAGCGAUGGCUGAAGAUGAGGAGGAGCUGCUGCGGGUGUACGGUGGCAUCGACAUGAGUGAUCCCAUGGAGGUCUUCACUACGCUCUUCAACAAGGUGAGCAGCUCUCCAGCCUCUCUCCAGCUGCUCUCCAUCCUGCAAACACUGUUGGUGCUGGGUCCCGACCGCUCUGAUAUCUGGCUGGCUCUGGAGGCUAUUACCAACAGAGCUGUGCUGUUGGCCCAGGACUCCCAGAUGGAGUCCUGUGAGAAGAUCACCCAGCGGCUCCUGUUCUCCAAAGGUAAGAGCAGAAUGGGUCAUCACGAAGUGGACGGGCAGAAGGUCGGCGUGGACAAGGCUGUGCAGACUGGGCUGGAGGAAGAGAAGCCAGUCAUGAUCGCUGCGUCCUCCCAGAAGACACUCUGCGCCGCCCCUCCACCUCCACCUCCUCCCCCAACACCUCCUCCUCUUCCCUUUGGCAUGACCGGGCCCCUGCUCUACCUUUCAAACCAGUGUCCACCCCCACCGCCUCCUCCACCACCGCCACUACCUGGAGGGUUUGGUGGACCUCCGCCACCUCCUCCCUUACCCGGCAUGCCACCUCCACCAGGCGGCCCGGGCAUACCUCCUCCUCCUCCUCCUCCUCCUCCGCCGCCCUUCCUAUCAGGAAUGGGCAGCGGGCCACCGCCACCGCCUCCUUUACCUGGCAUGCCACCUCCGCCUCCUCCCGCCCCAGGCAUGAUUGUGGCCCAGAGCGUCCAGUCCUUGGGGUGCACGGCGCCUGCCAAGAUGUACCGAUGCCCCACCCUCAGGAUGAAAAAGCUCAACUGGCAGAAACUCCGUACUGUUACUGAUGGUCCCUCCAUGUGGGCCUCGGUUCAGAAAGAGCCUCCUCCUCCGGAGCCGAACUACAGCAGUAUCGAGCAGCUGUUCUGUCUCCCGGUGACCGAGCACAAAGACAAGGGGGCAGCUGCUCCUGUCAAGAAGGAGGCUAAAGAGAUUUCAUUCAUUGAUCCAAAGAAAAACUUGAAUUUGAACAUAUUCCUGAAGCAGUUCAGAUGUAAAAAUGACGACUUUGUGGCCAUGAUUCGGAAUGGCGACCGGACUAAGUUUGAUGUGGAGGUGCUAAAGCAGCUUCUGAAGCUUCUACCAGAGAAGCACGAGAUUGAAAACUUGAAGUCCUUCCAAGGAGAAACGGACAAGUUGGCGAGUGUUGACCGCUUCUACACCUGCCUCCUCACUGUGCCAUGUUAUCAGUUGAGGAUUGAGUGCAUGUUGUUGUGCGAGGAGACUUCGUCGGUGCUGGACAUGCUCAAACCUAAAGUCAAGCUGGUGGAGGAGGCCUGCCAGUCUCUCAGAGCGAGCACGCUCAUACCCAGCUUCUGCAGGCUCAUCCUUGACGUGGGGAAUUUUCUCAACUAUGGGAGUCACACAGGGAACGCAGAGGGGUUCAAGAUCAGCUCCUUGCUCAAGCUCACAGAGACUAAGGCCAACAAGAGCCGCAUCACGCUGCUUCAUCACAUCCUGGAGGAGGCAGAGGCAAACCAUCCGGAGCUGUUGGCACUGCCAGACGAUAUUGAGAUCUGUCAAAAAGCAGCAGGAGUGAAUCUGGACUCUGCUCAGUCGGAAGCCAGUGCCAUACUAAAACGACUGAACGAUGCGGUCAAGAAGGUCUCCGUCUCUACGGAGGAGGUGAAGGAGCAGUAUGCAGAAGCUCUUCAAGAAAGCGUGGAGGUAUGUCGAGCUUUGAACGAAAGGUUCACUGACAUCGACAAGCAGAGGAGUGAGCUGGCCAUCUACUUAUGUGAGGACGCUAAUCAGCUGUCGCUCGAGGAACUCUUUGGAACCCUCAGGAGUUUUCGGGAAUUUUUCAUCAAAGCAUUAAAGGAAAACAAAGGGUGGAAAGAGCAGGCGGCCAAGGCUGAGAAGAGAAAGAAGCAACUGGCAGAGGAAGACUCCAAGAGACAGAAGGGAGAGAACGGAAAAAUCAUCAAGAAAGUCUUCAUGCCAAAGGACGACGGCUGCAUCGUCGACCACCUCCUGGCGGAUAUCAGGAAAGGUUUCAGCCUCAGGAAGACCAGGCCAAGGUGCGAUUCGGAAAGCCUCCCUUCUAGUGAAAAGCGUAGGGAUACCUGCCAACCUGGAUCAAGUGCCAAGCCUGCAGACGGAAAAGCCGCAGAAAUAGCCAUCAGUUCCACUCCCAGCAAAUCUCGGAUAGAGGGUCGCCAGGUCAGCAAAGGCGAGGUGAACGGCUUCAUCAGCCCGUCAGAAGAGACGCCAGCUACUCCGCAGAGGGCCACAUCAGACGGAGCAGCUCCACCUCCCAACACACCCCCAGUAGAGCUAGCCGCGACCACGCAGGCCCCCCCAGUAAGACCUGCGUCGCUGCAGAAGGCCCGGCCCCCAGAGACGCCUUCGGUGUCUUCACAAGCUACAACACAACCUCUGGCUCGGGUUGAAGGGUCACAUCAACCAAGUCCCCCAACAAAUGGCUUUUCAUUGGAUUCAACCGACACCAGCAUCCUCAGCCCGUCCUCCCUCUCAGACUCUGACCUGCUGGAGGCUGUGUUAGAUGGAGCUUCCAGCCUGGCACCUGAGAAGCUGACACCCGGGCAACCAGCGGACAUUACUGUGAAUAUUCAGGUCAAGGAAUCUCCUUUACCUAGUACAGAUGUCAAUGUAUCACAGAGCAGUGAAAGCAAUAAAAAUGGAGAAGGGGAAACUAGUAAUAAAACAAGCCAUUUAACAGAGACUGUCGGGAAAGAGAAGGGUGGAAAGGAGCAGGAGUCCAUUGUCGUUAUAAAGUGCAGCCAAGACCAGGCUGUCAGUCGCAAGAUCUCUGAACUUCAAAGCCAUUUGACCGCCUUCGAAGAGCUCAUUGAGGGGUCUGACGUCCCAGAUGGAGUGGAAGCACAACACCGGCCAUUGGUGCCUGAAGAGGUGCCUCUAUCCCUGAAGCCCGACGUAAAAAAACAGCCGAGCGUCUUUAAACGAAACAAAAAGAAGAGUAACCAAGGCAACAGUGGGAAAGGACACACUAAACAUAAAAAGGGCUGUGUGUUGCAGUGAGGUGACUCCGGAAAAAGGAAAUCGAGAGGAAAAAGAAAAUGUUAAUUUUUCAGUGGUGUUCUGAAAUGGGAAACGAAGAUAUAUAUAUUUUAUUUCGUGAGAGACUACAUGAAUAUCGACUGCCUUAGAGAGGAUGAAGAGGUCUUUCUUUUGUGAUCUGUCUUUCCAGACCAUGAAGAGUAAACAUCAACAUCUUGGUUCUUCACAUUCUUCAUCAUUUCACUUUAUGUAAAUGAAUGUGAUUCUUGUGUAAAUGGGUGUUUUUGAUUCAGAGCUAUUCAAAAAAUAAGACUAUUCUUUGUAUGUUUUGUAAAGUUGUUGUAAUAUGCAUGUUUUGUUAUCUAUCAUAAGCUCCAAUUCAGUUUCAGAACCUUGAGAGAGACAGAUUCAGUGUUGGUGCCAGAUAUUUACUGUAACUCAUAAAAAAUAUAAUUUCUUUGUAUAUAUAUUGUUCAGAUGAAAUCUUAACAGUAAUGCUGGGGACAGCAUAUGAUGGAUUGUAAGUUUUAAUGUGAAGUAUAUUUUAAUAAAUUGAAUUACUUUUGA
Limanda limanda (common dab) is the source of this 4469-nucleotide messenger RNA. RefSeq names its product inverted formin 2 (gene inf2). The transcript is spliced from 23 exons. The record is from RefSeq and is a predicted model, not a curated record. The coding region runs from base 123 to 3923 and encodes 1266 amino acids. Gene Ontology annotation, molecular function: actin binding; small GTPase binding. Gene Ontology annotation, biological process: actin cytoskeleton organization. NCBI's taxonomy places the organism in Eukaryota, Metazoa, Chordata, Actinopteri, Pleuronectiformes, Pleuronectidae.